AUGAAUAGGACAACAGAUGACCAUGAUAGGGCUGAAGAACUGGAAGCGGUUUCGCAGAAUGUGUUGUUUUUGAUGAUGCUCAUUUUUUGUGGCGGCACAUUCUUCGCGACAAAUAAGUCAAAAAUACCUCUACCGUACACCGUACUUUUAUUUUUGUACGGAAUUUUUGUCGGUUUUGCCGCCCACUGGAUUACCCCAGACGUUGCCACAGCACUUGGUGAUAUUCCACCGGAGCUUCUUUUUUACAUAUUUCUUCCAGUAUUGAUCUUUGAGGGGAGUUAUGCGAUGAAUGUGCAUGCGUUGCGUUAUGUAUUUCCUCAAAUCCUGCUUCUGGCAUCGGUUGGGGUUCUGAUUAACACAUGUCUACUUGCCUUGCCUGUGGCGUGGUUUUUCCCAGAAUGGUCCUGGUAUGCAGCACUACUAUUGGGAUCAUUGCUAUCGGCCACUGAUCCUGUUGCCGUAGUGUCAUUAUUGAAGGGUCUUGGUGUUGACAGUAGGAUUACUGCUAUGGUAGAUGGUGAGGCAAUUAUGAAUGAUGGUACAGCUAUCAUUGCGUUUAAACUUCUAUUACCGGCUGCAAAAGCGGGCCGUAUGGAGGACCCAGCGUGGGUAAUUAUUCUGAAAAGUUUUCAACUUGCAUUUUUACCCAUUAUUGUUGGACCUAUUUUUGGAUUUAUACAAUCCUACUGGUUGCGCCGUGCUACAGGUGGUUUGACUAAGGCAUGCAUUACAGUAUCUGUCACAUAUGUGUGUUACUAUUUUGCUGGAAAUAUUGUAGGUACUAGUGGAGUUUUAACACUAUUUUUUAGCGGAACUUUUUUGAGUUUUUAUUGCCCAUCAUUAUUUCCUGGUUGCGAAGGGAAUUUGAUAUACAACAUUUGGGAAUUUUUGGUGCAUCUUGGUAACACAAUGUUGUUUUCCCUGGUGGGAGUCAUUUUGGUGGCUGAUGUGGUGCCUACACUAAACAUGUUGGACCUUAUAAUUAUUAUCUGUAUGUACACUGCAAUGAUUAUAGCACGCUUUUUAACGUUAGAGAUACUUUUACCGAUUUUAAAUCUUUUUUCGUAUCGAAUGUCGCAGCGAGAGGUUGCACUGCUUGCGCAUGCAGGACUUCGAGGUGGGGUCGCAGUUACACUUGCCUUGGCGGUACUGCAAACUGGAAUUGAAUCUGGGGUGAACGUUUUGAAAGUCACAUGUGGAGUUGUACUUUUGACGCUGUUUUUAAACGCCACAACCGCCGAAAGAGUUGUGACGCUUCUGGGGCACAAACGUAAAGAGGAGCACAGGCUGGUACAAAUGGACUACGCCUUAGAAUACCUGCAGGUUGUGAGUCAAAAAACACUUCAAAGAAAUAAAAAUAAGGCCUCCUACCGAAGCGCUAACUGGGCUGCCGCAGAGGCUUAUGUGCAAGAACAUCUUUGCAAUCCCUAUAAAGGUAUGAGCUCCUUGAGAGAAGAUGAUGAUAUUGUUGUAAAUCGUCUUCUUAUGAAGGCCUUUAAAGCUUCUUUGUGGAAACAGCGUGAUGAGGAUCUUAUAACUGAAACGGUUGUUUUAAUCAUCGGUCGCGCCGUCGUGUGUGCUGUUGAUGCAGGAACGCUGAUUGAAGUUAAGGAUUUACACGGAAGAAAAUCAUCUUCAAAUGUCACAAUGAAUGACGAAUUAGAGGCUCGCCUGAUAGAAGCAAAUCUUAUGCCACUAUGGGUCACUGUUUUAGAAUGUUUUCUGGGUAAAGGAUACCUGGUGUGGGCCCACGUGCGUGUGCAGCAAAACGCAUUUAUGACGCUACUUUCAUUCUCACGAUGCCUUGAUGAGAUAAAUCCCAUUAAGUAUCAAUACGCAAAAAAUGAACAACAAGGACGACGUAUUGAAGCUUGGAUUACAUCACAGAGAGAAGAGGUUCGUCGUGUUAUUCGUCUCUUGUACGCAACCUACCCUGCAGCCACAAUGUGUGUAGCCACGACCCGUGCUGUCUUGACAGCUGUGAAUCAAAUUCGUAAAGGUGUGGAAGAGUUGCAUGAGUAUCAUGGGUUUGGGGCAAAACCUACCGCAGCCCUACAAGAAAUGGUACAUGAGAUGCAUGAAGGCAUACCUCGAUCAUGGGAAGCGCCGACAAUGGACAAUGAAUUAGUAGUUGAGGCUCUGGCAGCGACACCGUUAGGCCGUGGACUGGAUCCCCAAGAAGUUAACACCAUAAGUGCCAUGGGAAACACGAAGAGUCUAAAUGAAGGUGAUGAAAUAAAACUUGAUGAAAAAUUCUUUUACGUUGUUGUUUUCGGUUUCUUAAAACCCAAACUUGGUCGUUGGAUGGCGUCUGAUGAGGGUCAACGUGGCUUUGGAUGCGUCCUUGGUCUGGAACAUUUUGUGGUUUCCCCGCAGCUACGUGAUAAUCAGCUGAACCGCUGGGUUGUGACAAGCACGGAGUGCCAGCUCCUUUGUAUUGCGUACAGCUGCAUUAAACCCUUUCUGUGGGAAAAAUCGGUGGCCUCCGUACAGGCCUUUUGGCGUGCUAUUGCGGUGCAAACGCUUCUCCCUGCCUUGGAGCAUAUGAUCACGCUGCCACCCAAUCUGGCACAAUCGUCUCGCGACCACUUUACGAGUAUUAUGAUGAGUGGUGACCCGCUUAUUGGCCCAAAGGAGUGUAAUGCCAAGCAUUGGUCCCGUCAAUUUCAAUUGUGUUUUUAUCUACGUGGGUCGGAUACAACGGGUCUCUUUCGUAACGGGCAUACUGCGCCGUGCUACAUCUCUGCAUUUUUUGCUAGACGACUAAAGUGGGAAGAUCCACGCGUUGUGCUGUACGCUGUUCCAGUAAAUGUAAGCGACAGUGGUUACGUUCCAUGGUCAAACACCGCCAACAAUAGUCUAAGUGAGCCUUUGCCGCUUUGCAGAUCUUCGUCGGUUGAGGUGGAUCUUUCCUCUGCAAUUAUGAUGGAUUCCAUUCCCCAUGACAUUCCCAGCGUUUUCACAAACGCGGCAGAUGUAUUAAGCAACAUUCUUAGUGGAAUUAUCUCCGGUGAGCAUCACUCCGGGGCCUCUAAGCUUGAGAUCCCCUGCGUGGAAGCCAACGGACUUGAGGGUCAUGACGUCUGCAUCUUGCAAACCCCAGAAGCGUUUGUUACGAAUGUGCCAUAUGUUAAUCAACUUUUUCUGCGCUACGCGACCGUAUUUGAGGUGCUUUGUAUCGCGGCUCUGCGGUACGUUCGUGUUCCGACAGAUCCCUUAAACGUUCAGCAUGCGCGGUACGUUUCAGAGCAGACCUUGGAGUUUCUUAUGACCUUUUUCAACGAGCUGACGCUGCUCUCUUUGGCUCUGCGCCGUCUUGCGCACCGAGAAGCUGCGGCGGUUUCCCUCGACGAUCACGCGGCACACUGGGAAGAGGCAGAGCAGGAGCAGGAUAACGAACUGGAGGAUAUGAAGAUGAUAUGCCAAGUGAUUAAGUGGAAUCGUAUGGCGGAGAUGCACGGGGCGUUCCAAUUACGGAUCAUGGUGCUCCAGAUGAAGUCGCUGGCAAAUCGACGCUUUCCUCAACUCGCCGUGUCGUUAAGAGCCCUGGAAGCGGAGCACCCGAGUUUAAGAGAAGCGGAUUCCGUGGAAGAGUUGCAACGCAUUUUAUUGGACCUGAGCUCCCAUAAGUAA
Trypanosoma rangeli is the source of this 3633-nucleotide messenger RNA. RefSeq names its product Na/H antiporter-like protein. Bases 1 to 3633 code for a protein of 1210 amino acids. Gene Ontology annotation, molecular function: sodium:proton antiporter activity. Gene Ontology annotation, biological process: proton transmembrane transport. The record is from RefSeq and is a predicted model, not a curated record. NCBI's taxonomy places the organism in Eukaryota, Euglenozoa, Kinetoplastea, Trypanosomatida, Trypanosomatidae. Gene Ontology annotation, cellular component: membrane. The transcript has a single exon.